Messenger RNA from Boleophthalmus pectinirostris (great blue-spotted mudskipper), 2303 nucleotides. RefSeq names its product NUMB like endocytic adaptor protein (gene numbl). NCBI's taxonomy places the organism in Eukaryota, Metazoa, Chordata, Actinopteri, Gobiiformes, Gobiidae. The coding region runs from base 63 to 2303 and encodes 746 amino acids. The transcript is spliced from 9 exons. The record is from RefSeq and is a predicted model, not a curated record.
AUAUAUACUCGCAGUAGUAGUAGUAGUAGUAGUAGUAGUACAUAUACAUUUGUUCGAGUCACAUGGAGGAGUGCUGUCCGUGCUGUUUGUUCAGGAUGGGAGCUCCGAAGGGACAAAAAGGUAGCAGCAGCAGCAGCGUGGGGGCGCAGGCGAGUCCGGACAUGAACAAACUGCGUCAGAGUCUGAGGAGGAAGAAGCCCACGUACGUCCCCGAAGCGAGUCGCCCGCACCAGUGGCACGCCGACGAGGACGCUGUGAGGCGGGGCAAAUGCAGCUUCAGCGUGAGGUACUUGGGUCUGGUGGAGGUGGAGGAGUCCAGAGGGAUGCACGUGUGUGAAGAGGCCGUCAAGAAACUCAAAGCUAGCGGGAAGAAGACGGUGAAGGCUGUGCUGUGGGUGUCUGCAGAUGGACUCCGGGUGGUGGACGACAAAACCAAAGACCUGAUCGUGGACCAGACCAUAGAGAAGGUCUCUUUCUGCGCUCCGGACAGAAACUACGACAAAGCGUUCUCGUACAUCUGCAGAGACGGAACCACCCGCAGAUGGAUGUGCCACUGCUUCAUGGCCAUCAAGGACUCGGGCGAGAGGCUGAGUCACGCGGUGGGCUGUGCGUUCGCGGCGUGUCUGGAGCGUAAACAGCGCAGAGAGAAGGAGUGCGGCGUCACGGCCUCGUUCGACGCCUCCAGGACGUCCUUCGUCAGAGAGGGAUCCUUCAGAGGCACCUCCUCCUCCAGCCAGCAGGGCGGCAGCAGCAGCGAGAGGGACGACAAGACGCAGGACAAGAAGAAAGAUCCUGCCGCUGCAGUCCCCGCUCUCCCGUCUGGCUCCUCCUCUCCUCCAGAGGGCGCCGCGUCCCCGAUGGAGCGUCCCGAGCCGGGGGGACCUCACGCCAUCCCUCGCCGCCACGCCCCCCUGGAGCAGCUGGUGCGUCAGGGCUCGUUCAGAGGUUUCCCCGCCCUGAGCCAGAAGAACUCGCCCUUUAAACGCCAACUGUCCCUGAGGCUCAACGACCUGCCGUCCACCCUGCAGCGCAAGACCGACUUCCAGACCACCGACACGGAUCUGGAGGUGGGCGUGGCCUGUGACGCAGACUCUGGCAUAAACGCGCUCUGCUCUCAGAUCAACUCCUCGUUCACCAAACCUUCAGAGGAGAUCUUCAUCGCUCCUCCUCCUGUCUCCUCCUCUUCUUCUUCUGCUGCUGCGGCUGUGAACGGAGCUCCGGUCUGCCCCAUCCCCCCCCUGCUGCCCCCCCCUCCUGCACCUGCCCAGGCGACGUCCUCGUGGGUCCAGCCCGACGCUCCGCUCCAGUCCCCUCCUCCCGUCUCCUCGUCCUCGGCUCCGCUCGGCCACAAACGAACUCCGUCUGAAGCCGAGAGGUGGUUAGAGGAGGUGUCCAAAGCCGUGAAGGCCCAGCAGACUCCUCCCCCCCCCGCGCCCGUCCAGAACGCGCCCGUCCUCCACCCCGCGCCCGCCGCCUCCGCCGUCGUCACCGCUCCGACCGGCGCCCCGACCAUUCCCGCCAUCCCGGGACCUCCUUCCGCCCUCUCCAAAGCGCUACCUCCGCUCUCAGGACAACCGCAAACUCCUCUUCCUCCUCUCCCGCUCCCGUCCGUCCCGCUGAUCCCGGCUCCUCCCAUCACCGGGCCGCCGAUGUCGCUUCCUUCCAUGUCCAUCCCCACCAUGACGGGCCCGAGCAUGUCCGGCGCUCCCAUGAUCCCGCCGGCGUCGCUCCAGGGUUCCAUGCAGGCGUUCCCGUUGGCGUUCGAUGCCAGCCCCGCUCCCGUGGGGAUCUUCGGAAGCCCGCCGGUCCAGCCCGCGUUCGUCCCGAUGCAGCCGUACAUGCCGGGGUUGGCGAGCGGCAUGGCGUACCCCAGCGUGGUCCCCGUGGUGGGCAUCACGCCGUCGCAAAUGGUGGCGAACGUUUUUUGCACCGCCGCUCCUCCCUCGUCCUCGACCAAAAUCGGAGCGGGGAGCGUGACUCAUUCCUACGCGUCCCCGCCCCCCUCCGCCGGAUUCGCGUCGCCGGCUUUUCCCUCGUCGAUGAACGGCGUUCCGAGCCUGGCCAACGGGUCGAGCGCCGGCGGGAGUGCGGUCGGCGUGGCAACGUGGCCGCCGGAGGGGAGCCAGCUGAUCGCGGGCGUCCUGAACCCGCCGGAAGAUGAUCGGUUUGAGGCGAAGUGGGCGGCGCUCGAGACCAAACCCGGGACGAAUACUCCUGCCGCCGCUCCUGCCGCCGCUCCUGCCGCUCCUGCUGCUAACCCUUUCUCCAAUAACCUGCAGAAGACUUUUGAAAUCGAACUCUAA